AUGGAUCUUGACCACCUAAUCAUUGUUUGCUGUCAUGCCAUCUACAUUGGCGGGCCCCUUUCUGGGCACUCAGAGGACGAAUGGAUAAUAGAACCAUUUCAGAAAGGGGAAACCCCUACUUUCGUGAGCCAUGCCAAAGCUGGACUUAAUGCAUUGAUGGAGGACGAUCGGGGGCUGCUGGCGCAACGAAAAGACCAAGAACGGGACUCAGUGAAGGGCAGUCUUAUCUCGUAUGGCUACCCUGUGGAAAAGUUCUACUCUUCGGAUAUUCUAUUGAUGAGUCCAAAAUCACAGUGGAACCCCAUGCAACAGACUCUUAUCAGAAUAUUCUAUUCUCUCUCAUCCAUUUCCGUCUUCAUGUGGGUACUUGGCCUCGGCGGAUCACUAUUGUUACCCAUGACUUUAAAAGAGCAAGAUUUAUGGAUUUCCACCUCCCAGCCAUUGGCCUACUUCCCCUCCCUAUCGAUGGCGAGGAUAAAUUGGGGGGGCAAUAACGUUGGCUUAAUUGGCAUCAAUCCCCCAGAAGAAAUCACUCCCCUCGAAUCACUGCUACGAGGAGAGAUGUCAAAAGGAAUUGGCCUCUGGAAAGGAGAUCUCUACGGAGUUGGUGAAAAGCUAGCAGGGAAGCGCAGUAAUCGGGGCUGGUCUCCUGGGAUGGAGAAGGAUAUUUUUCUUAACAAAGGGCUAGAUCCGGCCGUGGAAAAGCUCCUUCGUUGGGAUGGCGGGGCGAGAAAUGAGCUAUUCCCAAGAAUUAAGGAACUGCCUUGGUUUUACGGAAACAUCAGACAGGGAUAA
Penicillium cosmopolitanum is the source of this 795-nucleotide messenger RNA. Its product is annotated as DUF218 domain protein. The transcript is spliced from 4 exons. Gene Ontology annotation, cellular component: cytoplasm. The coding region runs from base 1 to 795 and encodes 264 amino acids. NCBI's taxonomy places the organism in Eukaryota, Fungi, Ascomycota, Eurotiomycetes, Eurotiales, Aspergillaceae. The record is from RefSeq and is a predicted model, not a curated record.